Molecule: messenger RNA, 2631 nt
Organism: Centruroides sculpturatus (bark scorpion)
Lineage: Eukaryota; Metazoa; Arthropoda; Arachnida; Scorpiones; Buthidae
Product: GPI inositol-deacylase-like
Exons: 20
Biological process (GO): endoplasmic reticulum to Golgi vesicle-mediated transport; GPI anchor metabolic process
Cellular component (GO): endoplasmic reticulum
Molecular function (GO): phosphatidylinositol deacylase activity
Source: RefSeq, a predicted model, not a curated record
AAUAAGGUUAUUCAUUUUAGAAAAGGUCAAUUUCAAGGUAUUCCUGUAAUUUUUGUUCCUGGAAAUGCUGGAAGUUAUCGUCAAGUUCGUUCUGCAGGAUCAGUUGCACUUCAGAUGGCCCAGUCUCUGAAUACUCAAUAUCAUUUUAAUUUUUUUGCAGUUGAUUUUAAUGAGGAACUAUCUGCAUUAUUUGGUGGUGUUUUAGAAAAGCAAACAGUGUUCUUGCAGGAAUGUGUUAAUUACAUAAGAAAACUUUACAGGAAUUCUAACACAAAAAUUAUUUUUCUUGGUCAUUCAAUGGGAGGAAUUAUAAUAAGGAGUCUCUUAGUAAAUGAAAAAUUUAAUUCAUCUGAUAUUUAUCUCAUGAUUACAUUAGCAUCUCCGCAUAAAAGACCAGUGAUUGCAAUGGAUCCAUUUAUAAGUAUGUAUUAUGAUAAAUUACAAAUUGAAUGGCAGAGAAAACGUUACAGUGAAUUGCAGCAUCUUUCGUUUAUAUCCAUUGCUGGUGGAAACAGAGAUUUGUUAGUAAGAAGUGACCUAACUAUUAUACCUUCUUCCUAUAAUCUGCAAAAUGAUAUCAAUGUUCAUACAAAUUCUAUUCCAGCUGUUUGGGUUUCUACUGAUCAUCUAUGCAUUAUAUGGUGUAAACAGUUAGUGCUUUCUGUUAUUCGCACUUUAUUUGAUCUUGUCGAUGUAAAGACAAAAGAGGUGACAACUAAUAUGACAUUACGACAAGAUGUUCUGAAUUAUCACUUUUUACAAAAGUCUAUGGGAAAACAUUUUCCAAAUUUUCCAAUAGGCCAUGUAACAUUUUCUUUAAAUGCUGAAUGGAUUAUGAAAAUAGAAAGAUCAUGGAGGUUUAAUCAAAAUAAGGCAAUGGAAUUUAUUUAUUUUCUUGUUCCUUUAAAUAAAGAUGAACAUAUCAUUGCUACAGCUACUGGACUGAUACAGUUUACCUGGGUUAUUGCUUGUAAUCAGACAAACUUCUCCUUGUCCAAGAUCAAUAGCCUUAAGUUGGCCAUCACCAAAUAUUUCAGUUCAGAAAGUGAAAAUCUAGUUAAACAAACUGAAAUGAUUCCAACCAAAACAUAUGAUAUGAGAAGAUUAAUAUAUGUGAAAUCUGAAACAUUGCUUGCAAAAGAAUAUUCACAUUUGCUUAUAAUUGCAUCACCUUCAGGAAAUAAGAUUGACAUUUUAUGUGAAAGAUUCAAAUUCAAACCCCGACAUCAUAAUAUUUUGUUACCAGAUAUUUUUCAGAAUUUGAAAGGAAUGUUUUCUGUAAAUAUCCUUAAUAUACCUUUGGCAGAUGGUGUUGUAUAUUUUAGAAUUAAAUUCAUAAAUCUUAAUUCUAUAUGGCAAGCAUAUAUACUAAAUUUGCACAUAACACGCUGUAAACAAGGAACUAAAUAUCAAGGAAUUGCUAAGUUAAUUAUUCCAUGGAGUAAAGAAAAAUAUUUUUAUAUGAUCAAAUCACAUACUGAAAUUCCUCUGAAAUUAAAUAUUCCACAGAUGUCAUUUGUUGAUAAUCAUGUGCAACUGCAUUUAAUAUUAGAUCCUGAAUGUGGUUAUAGUCUGACAGCUCAUACAUCAAUUGCUCACAUGGUUCAACAGUUCUUUAAAUUUUAUGUACUCUUAAUUCCAUCAUAUGUUGCUGCUUUAACUCUGUCUGUUUUGAGUAAACAAUUCUUCUCAAUUUCUUCAGAAGGUAUUUGUCCUUCAUUUAUACAAGCAUUGAACAAAUUUCCCUCUUUGUUUGGAUUAGUAAUGCUGCCCAUGAUUUAUUUCAAGAUGAGAGAUAUGAAUUAUCUUCCUGGUUUCUUGCCAUAUCCAGAUGAUUUUAUACUACAGAAUGAAGGUCUUUACUUUUUGGGUCUGAGACCAAUUUUGUAUUUCAUAGCUUAUGGCUUUAUUGUUCUCAUUUCAAGUGCCCAGUAUUAUUUUAUUACAAUAAAUGGAUAUUAUCUGAAUGUUUUGAAAAAUAAAUACUAUAAGAAUGGAACUGAAAGAAAAACAUCAAAACAUCUAUUUAUUCCUAUACUUUUAAUGUCAACUUUGUUUAUUUUUGCCAUGCUCUCAAGUAGUUUAUGUAUAUUCUUUUUAUUUGUCAUUGAUCUCAUAAAGCUCAUUCCUUCCUGUGGUAAAUGCAUUAUUGAAGAGGAUAGAAAAGGAAUUAAUUUUCGUACUAGAAGAUGGCAUAUCCGAAUGGCUGUUAAUUUUCUUCUAUUUUUAAUGUUUUGUUUAUUGAUCCCAUCUUUUAUUGUAUGGGUUCGUAAUAUCAAAAGUUCUGUAAUAUCUUCUCAAGAUCCCUUUUUAAUAAUAAUAAUAUUAAUCAUGAUGACAUGCUAUAUAUUUUGGAAAGAUGAUGAAUUACAGAUCAACAGAUUUGGCUAUAAAUUUUUAUCCUAUGUGCUUUACACUCUUGCUGUUUUAACAACUAUGUUUACUGUUAUCAAAAUUUACUAUAUUAUUUAUUCAUUUACAAUAGCCUUAUGCAUUAUAGCCUUUAUACAGGUAAUUAACAAUUAUAUAAAUAAAAUAAAAUGUGAAUAGUUUAAAUUUUGAACAACAAAUGUAUGAUUAUGUAAAUUUUAAAAAUUCAUUUUAUUUUGUUGUAAAGAAAUUUUGUAAAAU